Penicillium daleae is the source of this 2037-nucleotide messenger RNA. RefSeq names its product putative GPI-anchored cell surface glycoprotein. The transcript has 2 exons. Bases 1 to 2037 code for a protein of 678 amino acids. NCBI's taxonomy places the organism in Eukaryota, Fungi, Ascomycota, Eurotiomycetes, Eurotiales, Aspergillaceae. The record is from RefSeq and is a predicted model, not a curated record.
AUGCCUCCCAAAAAGGGAUUCCGCAAGUCGAUGCCUGCACAAGUCAACAAUGACGCUUCUCUGCUGGUGCCUUCAAGGCGUUCCCCCAGAGUCCCCGCCUCGGAGAAAGCUUUAAAUUCAUCGACUCGCUCCUCCAAGACUCUUGAUCUUCCUUCCUCCCCCACACCUGACAACUCUUUCAACAUUCGUUUCUACACUCCAAAGACCCCUUCCAACAAAUCUCACUCGAGGAACACCUCUCCUGACGUGCCCUUGACACGUCGAAGCACCUUCCAAGCUCGCCCCUCUCGUCUCUCAUCUGUUUACACCCCAGCCGUUGAGAGUCCCACCUCCAACCACAGCGGCCGCCGUACUCGUCGCACCGCUGCACUUGAAACUCCUCAAACCUCUUUCUCAGACCACGAUAUGUCUGACACCCUCGGCUCCACUGGCUGGACCUACGGCCAGUACAUGGGCGGUCUCGGCUUGGACGGAACGAUGGAUUCCCGUCCCUCUCCCAGCAUCUCAUCCAUGGGGACCCGGGCCUCAACUCGCCUUCGCAAGCCCACGGCCAAGGCUCUCGAGGCAAUGCAAUCUCAGCAGAAGCCUCGACGUCUUCACAAAGACGGCUCAGCCCAGAUCACCUUCAAGAACGUUUUCAAGCCUACCACUGAGCCUGCGUCUACGAGUGCGUCCACUUCCACGUCCAUGUCCGCCCCAAAGAUGGGUGCCAAGACUGGACCCAAGCUGGCUGCAAAGUCGGCUGCCAAACCGGCACCUCGGACGAGCACUCGCACAGGCAAGAAAGGCCAAAACGCCUUGAAGGCCUCUCUCCACCGCAUCCAGAUCACCGUCGGCCGGGCGGGCCAGAAGCUCUUUGAGCUGGCCACAGUCGCCCUGAGCUCUGAGUUUGUCGCUCCGUCCGAUCCUGAACAGUUUGUUCAGGAUCUACGAGCAGCUCAGCAAACGGAUGCCGUGGAGGAGGAAGAUGCCGAGAGCAUCUCCCCGGACACCAAUCCCGAGCGCAAAGUCAUGCUCACCUUCAAGUUUUCCGCCGUGCCGUCUGUGGACCAGGAAGACUGGGUUCACACGGGUCGUGUCAACAAUCACGGCGAAGAGGUGGUGCUGACGCCUCCGGGAUACAGCCUCGAUCGUGCCCCCCACAACUAUGGGGACGAGGCUUUACCCUCCCCUCCCGUCCGAACUCUACCGGACGAUCAGGCGACGGCCAACUUUGGCCUCGGCUAUCCGCCUCUCCUCGGUGACCGAAACGUCCCGUUCGGUGUACAGUCCCAGUUCGAACCAGAGGACGUCACCGAGGAGAAGGCCCAGGUACAGGCACGCAAGAAGAAAGCUGCCGCACCCGCUAAGCCCGCUCAGAAGGGGGGCAGAAAGCGUCGCCUGCCUGGAGCCGACAUCGCCGAGAUUCCUGCAACCUCGUCUGCUCCCGCCGCUCCGGAAAAUAGUGAGCGUGCGCAGAAGCGGCGUCGCGGGGAGACUGUCUCCCAGCCUGCAUCGAGUAAGCAGGCACCGCGCAAGACGCUCGCUCCGCGGUCGGCCAAGGCCGAGCCUAAGACGAAGGCGCCGUCUCCUUCUCCCGUGGAGGAGGAAGCACCAUCACAGAAGGUGCAGCGCCUUCGGAUUACGGUGAAGCCUCCGACCUCGGCGGAGAUGCAGGAGGAGGAUAGGGUGGUGUUCGGGGAUGACGAGGCCGACACCCCGGCUCGACCUGCGGCUAGACACAGCCGCCAGCAACCAGCCGACCUCUAUACUGAGGUCGAAUCGACCCAGAUGCCCGCUACAUCCAAGGGCAAGAAGAGAGCAGCAGCCCUUAUCUCCGACGAUGAGGUGACCGAAAGGUCAACGUUGCCCACCAAGCGGGCACGGGCUGCUGACUCUCAGGUCGGUACUGCCGUCGCUGCCGCUCCGCGAGGCCGUGGCCACGCUAUUAGCCGUGGUCGUGGUAUCGAUCGGGGUGGAGGUCGAGGCCGAGGUGCCUCUAGCUCUCGGGGGAAAGCCCCAGGUCGGGGAGGGAAGCGUGGUAGAGGGUCAGGAUGA